Molecule: messenger RNA, 1867 nt
Organism: Ilex paraguariensis (yerba mate)
Lineage: Eukaryota; Viridiplantae; Streptophyta; Magnoliopsida; Aquifoliales; Aquifoliaceae
Source: the annotation of a GenBank genome assembly
GUAAGGUUAGUGAUUUAGUGGUAGAGAAGGGAGGGUGGGUUAAGAUUAAUUGAAAUCAGAAUAAGUAUAGCCAAUUGGGUUGGGGUUGUAUUUAGUCCAAAUUGGCGUAUCCAAUUGACAUAUUUACCCCAUACGAACAAUCAUGGGUCAUUCACAUCACCGUUUUCCAUAGAAAUCACUAGCAGCAACUGAGGGAAUGUUCAAAGUGGAAAAAAUUUCGAAUAUUGAAGAAGCAAUGUUUUCUAAUACCAAACCAGCCAAUCCUAGUAAAUUGCCAUGCGUGUACACAUAUCCCAAAGAGACGUGUUCAAGAAGAAAAGAAGGAUAUAAAUGAACAUUGCAACUAGUAAUGUAGGCAAUUACUUAAAAGGAAUUAUUUCAAGCAUCAGCAGUUUCCUAUCUGUAUCAUAAAUUACUUCUAUUUCUUCUCCAUAUCUUGGAAGGAUGUUCACUCAAAUCCUAUUUUUGUGAAACCUUCUGUUGGGUACUACAGAGGGAGACAGUCAGAACAGCUUCAGAAUUUGCAAAACGGAAUCAGCUGCCCUCACAUGUACAGGAUCAAAUGUUGUCACACAUAUGUCUCAAAUUUAAAACAGAUGGAUUGAAGCAGCAAGAGACCUUGAACAGCCUGCCAAAAGCCAUACGUUCCAGCAUUGCGUACUAUCUCUUCUUCCCCAUUGUUCAAACUGUCCAUCUUUUCCAAGGGGUUUCUCAUGACUUCCUUUUUCAAUUGGUAUUCUUCUUUUUCCUCCCUUGUUUUUCUUUUUUUUCUGUUUCUGAAAUGGAAGCCGAGUAUUUCCCACCCAAGGAAGAUGUGAUUCUACAAAAUGAGGCCCCAACAGAUGUGUACAUACUGGUCUCAGGAGCAGUGGAUUUGAUUGCACAUAUCGAUGGGCACGAUCAAGUCCUAGGAAAGGCUGUUGAAGGGGAAAUGUUCGGGGAAGUAGGGGUUCUAUGCCACAGACCACAGCCAUUCACUGUUCGGACCACUAACCUCUCUCAAAUAUUACGCCUGAACAGGACUACAAUGAUCAACAUGAUUCAAGCAAAUGCAGAAGAUGCACGAAUUAUUUUGAACAAUCUUUUUCGGAAACUGAAAGAUCUGGAAUGCUUUGGCUCUGAACAACACAUUGAUCUGAGUUUGAUCCUCAGUCAAUGGCUUGAUGAAGGACCAAAAGGAGAAAGCUGUUCUCAUGCUGGAGAUCCACUACUACAGGAAGUGAGAGCCAUAGAUUUACUUGAUUCAGAAGCACGACAUAAGACAGAAAGAGGAAAAGCUUGUAACUCCAAUAGAUGCAGUAAGGAUGUAAAUUCAACAACAGAGGAUGGCCAAACAACUCUUAACCUUGCUGUUCUCAAGGGGCAAAUUGAAAAGGCUACGAACCUGCUGGAAGAGGGGCAAAUGCAAACAAACCAGAUGCAAAAGGGGAUAUUAAGUGAGCACAGAAUAGAGAUUACUGAAACAGAAACCGCAGAAAACAAUAGGCAUGAACAAUUCAAACCUACAAAAAAUGGGGCCACUAAUUGUUCUGACUCUUAUCUUAGAAGGCAGACAUUCUUCAGCCCAAACAGUUCUAGCUAUCCGGCGGAUACAAGAGUUGGAAGAUUUCUCAAGAGGAGAGUCACCAUUCACAUGAAGUUUCAAAAGAAGAGCUCAUCACAAAAGCAGCUUGGGAAGCUAAUAAUCCUACCUGAUUCACUUGAAGUGCUGUUCAGCGUUGCAGGUCAAAAAUUUGGAGGCUACAAUGUCACAAAAGUUGUAAAUUCAGAGAAUGCAGAGAUAGAUGACAUAAGUGUCAUUCAAGAUGGGGACCAUUUAUUUCUUCUUACAGAUGAUGGUGAAGUCAGAGAUUGUAAUGUGACCUAA